UCCCGUGGUCUAUGUUCUUUUACAAGCGUGUACUACAUGUAGGGUGUACGGGUAGGUCGAUCCAUGUGCGGUGGAAGGAGCAUGUGCGUACCGCUUGUCUGUAGGAUGUGUGCUGCAGAAAUCGUUAAAUAAUAUAGAUGGUGUCCAGGGCUGGAGUGGGAUGACUGGAAUGUGAUGUGGAACCUCUCUGCGCCGACGAUGUCUUCCAUAGGGUGGGUUCUCAUUUAGCUGCAGUAGUGGAAGAAUUGGCAAUCCCCACUGAGUCCCCAGGUCAUCAAUCAACAGCCCACUGAAGGCGGAGAGGUCCCGGAGCCCAGCAUGAUCGAGAUGGCCAGCAGGACUGCCACGUCAGUGGACGAGGAAGUGACAAGAAUCACAGCUAACUGUCUGGUGGCGCCGGGUUUUCCUGACGUCAGAGAGCCUGCUGACAUCCUUAUUCGAGUGGGAUCCAGUAAGAUCGAAAGAGGUGGAACUGUCGGUGUGGCGAAGGUGUGGAGUCAUCCAGCAUUCAACUUGAACCGGAACGGUACUUAUGCGAACGACGUCGCACUUCUGAAGCUUGUCAGAGCUCUUCCCAUUUCCGAUACACUUAUGCCCAUCAAGUUAGCGUACGAUGACGGAGCCCUGACUCCAUUGUCUGACGUCAGCAUCAGCGGAUGGGGUACAGCCGAAAUAGGUGGCAAUCUAAGCAGUGUGCUGUUGGGUGCAACCGUAGAUCACCUACCAAAUGGGUGUGGUAGAUAUGGGUCAUUCUUCAAGCCACAAGUGAUGAUCUGUGCUGGAUGUUCAAAUGGAGGUGUGGACUCGUGCCAGGGAGACAAUGGAGGCCCUGCAACGGUGUCAUCGUCUUCAGGAGGUUGUCCUGUUCUCGUGGGUCUUCCGAGUUUCGGUGCUCAGUGUGCAGACCCGCACUUCCCCGGAGUGUACGCCCGGGCCAGUGCCUUGCUUGGUUGGCUAGAGAGUACAGCAGGUCUUUCCUUUUCCAGCCAGUACUCCAUACGUCCGACGAAGAACUGCCAGACGUGUGCGGGCCCGCGGCAACCUUCAUGUGGUUUGAUACCCCGCUUCGACUUCAACCGGUGUAAGCUAGAGGCUUGGAUUUCAUUCUCCUUCAAGUUCUACCUGAAACCUUGUGUGAGGAGGAGUACGGGACAAAGGCGCUCCCACGUCAUUUCAGAGGCGUCUCUGCAAGCCUUCUUCCAGCCAGCAUCCUUCAGAUCCUUCACACCCGAGGGUGAUGUCUUUUUCCUUCAGGGACUUUCCGGUGGCUUUAGCAGGUUGAAACUAAUGGGGGUCGAGGUGAGGGUCCCUCUAAAGAAUACGAUCAGCUCUCGACAAGCAUCUCUCGGUCGUCCCAAGGGAUCCUGGACUGCUUUGUGGCCUUCGAAUCCUAAUUUCCCAGACAUGGCCUGCGGCAGCUACUACACCUAUGUUGCAGUAUUCAUAUCCAGAGAUAGGAAGUUGGUCCAAGUAUCUCAACCAUCCAGCUACGCAGUGUGACGGUUUUGGGUCUGGGAAUUAGCAUACGGCCAAAAAGAAUGCAAAACAAAGGUUUUGUGUCUGGAUCUGACAUGCUGCGUCGUUGGUGACCUAGGCUGAACAGUGCCGUUACGGGCGCCAAGGACUACCAAUUGAAAGAAGGAAUAUUGGAGACCUAGGUUCUACCUAGGCAAAACGCAUUCAAGUUAUAAAAUCAAUGUUGACCCCUAUA
Chara braunii is the source of this 1711-nucleotide messenger RNA. Lineage: Eukaryota; Viridiplantae; Streptophyta; Charophyceae; Charales; Characeae. The record is from the annotation of a GenBank genome assembly.